This is a messenger RNA of Trichoderma aggressivum f. europaeum, 1113 nucleotides long. RefSeq lists its product as uncharacterized. The record is from RefSeq and is a predicted model, not a curated record. Bases 1 to 1113 code for a protein of 370 amino acids. Gene Ontology annotation, cellular component: Prp19 complex; U2-type catalytic step 2 spliceosome; U2-type catalytic step 1 spliceosome. Lineage: Eukaryota; Fungi; Ascomycota; Sordariomycetes; Hypocreales; Hypocreaceae. Gene Ontology annotation, molecular function: U6 snRNA binding; pre-mRNA binding. The transcript is spliced from 2 exons.
AUGCCGCCCCAAAUCAAACAAGAUCUCAACCGGUCGGGAUGGGAGACGACCGACUUUCCUUCUAUCUGCGAAAACUGCCUGCCCGAGAACCCCAUGGUCAAGAUGCUAAAGGAAGACUACGGAGCCGAAUGCAAAUUAUGUACGCGACCAUUCACAGUAUUCAGCUGGAGUUCUGAGCGCGCUCAGGGCCGCAAGAGACGGACCAACGUUUGUCUGACGUGCGCUCGGCUCAAGAACUGCUGCCAGAGCUGCAUGCUGGAUCUCAGCUUCGGCCUGCCCAUCACCGUCCGUGACGCCGCGCUCAAGAUGAUCGCUCCGGGGCCCCGAUCCGAUGUCAACCGAGAAUACUUUGCGCAGAACAACGAACAGUUGAUCGAGGAAGGCAAGGCCGGAACGGAAGAGUACGAAAAGACGGACGAAAAGGCCCGCGAGCUUCUGCGUCGUCUCGCCGCCAGCAAGCCGUACUUUCGCAAGGGCAGAACCGUGGAUGAGUCAGAACUCGCCGGCGCAAGAGCUGGUGGGAACGCUGCAGUUGGAGCGGGCGUGGGAGGCCCUGGCCCGAUCCGAACUCGAGAUUCAAGGGCCGCAGCGGCCGCGGGCGCGAGACCUGGCGGCAAGGGGCGAGGCCGUCCAGCAUUUCCGAGCGCAGCACAGCUCCCACCGAGCCCAAAAGAUUGGCUGCCGCCGGAUGAUCCCAACAUCAUGUCCCUUUUCGUAACGGGCGUGGAGGACGAUUUGCCCGAGCACAAGAUCCGCGACUUCUUCAAGGCCCACGGCAAGAUCAAGAGCUUGGUCUGCUCUCACAUGUCCCACUGCGCGUUUGUCAACUACGAGACGAGAGACGCAGCCGAGAAGGCGGCGGCUGCUUGUCGGGGCAGGGCGGUUAUUGCUGGAUGCCCGCUGAGGAUCCGCUGGGGACAGCCAAAGGCGAUUGGCACCAUGGAUCGGGAACAACGCUACCAGAUGCUGCAAGAUGCUCGCAUCCGCCAGAACAAGCCGCAGCAGCGCGCCCUGGAAGGUGGCCAGCAACCAAGCGUGGCGAAUCGUGCGAUUGCUGCACCGCCACCUGGUGCAGAAGAAGCGCCCACCUACGCAAGCAUGUCUGGGGAGUAG